Molecule: messenger RNA, 3744 nt
Organism: Myotis daubentonii (Daubenton's bat)
Lineage: Eukaryota; Metazoa; Chordata; Mammalia; Chiroptera; Vespertilionidae
Product: pre-mRNA cleavage complex 2 protein Pcf11-like
Exons: 1
Coding region: 1-3744 (1247 amino acids)
Source: RefSeq, a predicted model, not a curated record
AUGUCGGAGCCGACGCCGGCCGAGGCCGGUCCCGCUGGGGCCCGGGAGGACGUCUGUCGGGAGUAUCAGUCAUCCCUCGAAGACCUGACCUUCAAUAGCAAACCGUACAUCAAUAUGCUGACCAUUCUAGCCGAGGAGAACCUGCCCUUCGCCAAGGAGAUCGUCUCUUUCAUCGAGGCCCAAGCCGCCAAGGCUCCAUCCUCAGAGAAGCUUCCUGUUAUGUACCUUAUGGAUUCUAUCGUGAAAAACGUUGGGGGAGAGUAUCUCACUGCCUUCACUAAAAAUCUAGUUGCAACGUUUAUUUGUGUGUUUGAAAAGGUGGAUGAAAAUACUAGAAAAAGUUUAUUUAAAUUACGUUCCACGUGGGAUGAGAUAUUCCCAUUGAAGAAACUUUAUGCCCUGGAUGUCAGAGUCAAUUCAGUAGAUCCUGCUUCGCCUAUUCAACCUCUACCUCCCAAUGUGAAUACAUCUAGCAUCCAUGUGAAUCCUAAAUUUUUAAAUAAAUCGCCUGAAGAGCCUUCAGCUGGAAAGAUUCGCCAACCUGGAUGCAAGCAGUCACAUAUGGAAGACUUUAUGCCACCUUCCAGGGAAGGAAGAAAUGCUAAGAGAAGUACUGAACAGGAUGCUCGAGAUCCAAAGCGAAUAAAAAAUACUGAAGAGGAGCGACCGCAAGAAACUACAAGUCAGCAUUCUACAAAGUCAGGCACUGAACCAAAGGAGAAUGUGGAAAUUUGGUCAAAUUCCAAGUCUAACAAAAGAUGGACAUCUGGUUGGGAAGAAAAUAAAAGCUUACAACAAGGUGACGACCAUAGGGAAAGCUGGCCAAGCACUAAAGGAAUUUUGUCACCUCGAGCCCAAAAGCAACAGCAGCGAUUAAGUGUAGAUGCCAAUCGUCAGAUUCCUGAAGAGUUAACUCUUGCAAGCAAAAGAGAAUUACUUCAAAAGACGAGUGAACGUUUAGCAUCUGGUGAAAUUAUACAGGAUGAGUUCCUUGUUGCUGUGCCUCAAAUUCGACAGCUAUUUCAGUAUCAAGAAGGUGUACGAGAAGAGCAGAGGUCACCAUUCAAUGAUCGUUUUCCACUCAAGCGACCUAGAUGUGAAGAUGCAGAUAAACCAUUUGUAGAUAACCCAGCAUCACGAUUCGCUGGCCUUGAUACAAGUCAGCAACUUACAGCGUUAGCUGAAGACAGACCAUUAUUUGAUGGACCGAGUAGGCCAUCAGUAACAAGAGAUGGCCCAACCAAGAUGAUUUUUGAAGGACCUAAUGAAUUAAGCCCUAGAAUUGAUGGACCUCCUGCACCAGGUUCUCUUCGAUUUGAUGGGUCACCUGGACAAAUGGGGGGAGGUGGUCCUUUGAGAUUUGAAGGACCACAAGGUCAGCUAGGAGGCGGGUGUCUUUUGAGAUUUGAAGGUCCUCCAGGACCAGUAGGGACACCUUUGCGGUUUGAAAGGCCAAUUGGUCAAGCAGGCGGAGGUGGUUUUCGGUUUGAAGGUCCCCCUGGUCUGAGGUUUGGGGGACCUGCAGGUGGUCUAAGAUUUGAAGGACCACGGGGCCAGCCUGUGGGUGGGCUCAGGUUUGAGGGACAUCGGGGUCAAACUGUGGGAGGUCUGAGGUUUGAGGGACCUCAUGGUCAGCCUGUGGGUGGACUUAGAUUUGAUAAUCCCAGAGGUCAGCCUGUAAGUGGACAUAGAUUUGAGAGGGGUCAUGGUCCAUCAGGAGCUGCAAUUAGGUUUGAUGGACCUCAUGGUCAGCCAGCAGGUGGGAUCAGAUUUGAGGGCCCUUUGCUACAGCAGGGAGUUGGAAUGAGGUUUGAGGGCCCCCAUGGUCAGUCAGUAGCUGGUCUGAGGUUUGAAGGAAAACAUAAUCAAUUUGGUGGAAACCCUAGGUUUGAGGGUCCACAUGGUCAACCAGGUGUUGGGAUCAGGUUUGAGGGACCUUUAUUCCAACAAGGAGGUGGAAUGAGGUUUGAAGGUCCUGUACCAAGAGGUGGACUGAGAAUUGAAGGGCCUCAGGGUCAAGGUGGUCCAAGAUUUAAAGGUUGUCAUGCUAUCAGGUUUGAUGGUCAGCCAGGUCAGCCAUCACUCUUACCAAGAUUUGAUGGAUUACAUGGUCAACCAGGUCCUAGAUUUGAAACAACUGGUCAACCAGGCCCACAGAGAUUUGAUGGACCACCUGGACAGCAGAUUCAACCAAGAUUUGAUGGUGUUCCUCAAAGAUUUGAUGGUCCACAACACCAGCGAGCAUCAAGGUUUGAUAUUCCCCUUGGUCUUCAAGGUGCACGAUUUGACAAUCAUCCUUCACAAAGGCUUGAAUCCGUUUCUUUCAGUCAGACUGGCCCAUAUCAUGAGCCACUUGGCAAUGCUUUUAAUGCCCCAUCCCAAGGACUGCAAUUCCAAAGACACGAACAAAUAUCUGACUCACCUCAAGGACCCAAUUUUAAUGGACCACAUGGCCCUGGGAACCAGAGUUUCUCAAAUCCCCUUAGCAGAGCUUCUGGACACUAUUUUGAUGAAAAGAAUCUUCAAAGUCCUCAAUUUGGAAACUUUGGCAAUUUACCUGCUCCGAUAACAGUAGGAAACAUUCAGGCAUCUCAACAGGUUCUGACUGGUGUUGCUCAGCCAGUACCAUUUGGCCAGGGACAACAAUUUUUACCAGUUCAUCCACAAAAUCCUGGAGCAUUUGUUCAGAAUCCUUCAGGAGCCCUUCCUAAGGCAUAUCCUGAUAAUCACCUCAGUCAGGUGGAUGUCAAUGAAUUAUUUUCAAAACUGCGAAAAACAGGAAUUCUCAAAUUGUCCCAGCCUGAUUCAGCUACAACACAAGUAAAUGAAGUUGUUGCUCAGUCUCCCACUGAAGAGGAGGAAGAUCAAAAUGAAGAUCGAGAUAUUCCAGAUCUUACCAAUUUUACAACUGAAGAGUUAAAACAACGUUAUGAUAGUGUUAUAAAUCUACUGUACACUGGUAUUCAGUGUUACUCUUGUGGAAUGAGGUUUACAACAUCACAGGCAGGUGUAUAUGCAGAUCACUUGGACUGGCAUUAUCGGCAAAAUAGAACUGAAAAAGACGUUAGCAGAAAAGUUACUCAUAGACAUUGGUACUACAGUUUAACAGACUGGAUAGAAUUUGAGGAAGUAGCUGAUUUGAAAGAACGUGCAAAGAGCCAGUUUUUUGAAAAGGUGCAUGAAGAAGUUGUGCUCAAAACUCAGGAAGCUGCUAAAGAAAAGGAGUUCCAAAGUGUACCGGCAGGGCCAGCUGGAGCAGAAGAGAGUUGUGAAAUCUGUCAAGAACAAUUUGAACAAUACUGGGAUGAAGAAGAGGAGGAGUGGCAUUUAAAGAAUGCCAUUAGAGUGGAUGGAAAGAUUUAUCAUCCAUCAUGUUAUGAAGAUGAUCAAAAUACAUCGUCAUUUGAUUGUACACCAUCUCCCAGCAAGACACCAGUUGAAAACCCUUUGAACAUUAUGUUGAACGUUGUCAAAAAUGAAUUGCAGGAACCCUGUGAAAGUUCCAAAGUUAAGGAAGAACAAAUUGACACCCCACCAGCUUGUACAGAGGAGAGCAUAGCAACACCCAUUGAGUGGAGAAGAGCCUCUCGGAGCUGCUCCCGAGACAUGGGCUUUACCCGUAGGAGGGUGGCGUGGGCACCUAGUGGGAGGCCAUCAGCAAGUGCCCAGCCUGUCUGUGACUCUCAACAUCAGUUCUCUUCCUCUCCACGGCAAAGGUGCGAACUGCCCAGUCACGUGGCCUGA